Molecule: messenger RNA, 5286 nt
Organism: Bipolaris maydis ATCC 48331
Lineage: Eukaryota; Fungi; Ascomycota; Dothideomycetes; Pleosporales; Pleosporaceae
Product: Non-ribosomal peptide synthetase
Biological process (GO): secondary metabolite biosynthetic process; amino acid activation for nonribosomal peptide biosynthetic process
Cellular component (GO): cytoplasm
Molecular function (GO): catalytic activity; phosphopantetheine binding
Source: RefSeq, a predicted model, not a curated record
AUGGCUCGACAUCAGGCUGUCUCACAGCUACACUUUUUUGCUUUGAUUCUUGAAUCCCUUUUCAAAGGUGCUGAUCAUCCGCUUUCCCAUUUUCACAAUGUCUCCGAAGACGAACUCGACGAGCUGUGGAGCUGGAAUACGCCCCUACAGCCUGAGCUUCGCUUCUGUAUGCACGAGAAGGUGUCUGAGAGAGCUGCGCUGCAUCCAGAAAAGAUCGCGAUAGAUGCCUGGGAUGGCACCUUGACGUAUGGCCAGAUCGAAGACUACUCUGACAAACUGGCAAAGUUGCUCCGAUUGCUGGAUGACUCGUCCAACCGGAUUAUCCCAGUGUUGUUCGAAAAGUCGAGGUGGACAUCAGUAGCAGUGCUCGCGAUUAUGAAAUCUGGCGCAUGCUUUGCACUGCUCGAUCCAGCUCAGCCAGAAGGUCGGUUACGAGCCGUGGUCCAGCAAGUCAAUGCCAAAAUUUUCCUCUCUUCCAAAGCACAAUCGACCCUUGCAGCGCGAGUGGCACCUGCUGCUACCAUCAUCCCGAUAUCCAAAUCCAAGUUCAACAAGAUCUUUUCUCCUUACACAGCGGAGCAACCGAAUACUACACUUCCGCCUGUCUCGCCGGAUCAGCCGUUGUACAUUCAGUUCACCAGCGGAAGUACAGGUGUUCCAAAGGGAUGUAUCCUCACCCACAGCCAGUAUACUUCUGGUGCGAUACCGCGCGCUGCAGCUGUGGGAUACUAUCCACAUUCUCGCGUGCUGGAUUUUGCAAGUUACGCUUUUGAUGUGUGCAUCGACUCCAUGCUCUGCACACUGGCCCAUGGCGCCACACUUUGCACACCUUCAGAUGAGCGACGCAUGAACGACAUGAGUGGCGCCAUGCGUGACAUGCAGGUCACCUUUGCCGGCAUGACCCCAUCGGUCGCUCGAACCCUGGAAGUAGAUAUUUUGAACAAUCUCGAAUCUAUCGCGCUAGGAGGUGAGGGUGUCUCGAUAAGCGACGCCAUGUCGUGGGGUCAGAGGACCAGAGUCGUGAAUGCUUACGGCCCGUCCGAGGCGACCGUGGGCGCCACUAUCAAUGACAAUGUAGCGGCCAAACCUUACAUCACAAUGGGUAAACGCAAAGGCUGUGCCCUCUGGCUUAGUGACCCUGAGAAUCACAACAAGCUAGUACCUGUUGGUGCAGUUGGCGAAUUGCUGAUUGAAGGCCCAAUUGUCGGUAAUGGUUAUUUGAAUAACCCCUCCAAGACAAAGGAGGUUUUCAUCGAAGACCCGGAGUUCUUGCUCAAAGGCAGUAAGAGCUAUCCCGGCCGACAUGGACGCAUCUACAAGACCGGUGAUCUGGUGCGCUUUGACCCAGAUGGUGAUGGCGAGCCCAUCUUCGUCGGACGCCAGGACCAGCAGGUCAAGCUACGCGGACAGCGUAUCGAGCUGGCUGAAAUCGAAUUCAACAUGCAGAAGCAUCUACCUCCUGAUACGCAGCUGGCAGCUGAAGUCAUUAAACCAAGUGGUGGUGGCGAGCAGACGUUGGUCGCCUUUCUCGUCGAGCAGAAGAAGAACGGAAUGCGUCACCUCGACGGUAACGUCUUCGGAAGCUUUACCAAUAAGUUCCAGGACGCUCUCAGGGAUAUGACGAAGCAACUCUUUGUUGAUCUGCCUAGUUACAUGAUACCCAGCGCUUACAUUCCGCUCUGGAAGAUGCCUCUACUCGUCUCAUGCAAGACGGAUCGGAAGCGGCUGCGUGAGAUUGGUGCUUCCGUCACUCGUCAGGAUCUCCGCCGCUUCAAUUCAGCUGUAUCCGAGAAGAAAGAGGCUACAACAGAAAUGGAGCUGAAGCUUCAGUCACUUUGGGCGAAGCUGCUCGGCGGAGACGCCGAUUUCAGCGCCAACGACAAUUUCUUCAGCAUGGGCGGCGACUCUCUGAGAGCAAUGAGAUUGGUAGCUGCUGCGAGGGAUGAAGGAGUCGUAUUGAGCGUACCAGAUAUCAUGCUUAACCCGACACUAUCGUCCAUGGCUGAAAAGGCCAAACCAGUCUCUGCAGAAGAGACAAGUGAUGUUCCUCCAUUCUCUAUGAUUGCAAAGGAUUGGGAUGUUGAUGCAGCACGACAAGAGAGCGCGAGACUUUGCGGUGUUGAUGUUGCAAACGUAGAGGAUGUCUAUCCUUGUACGCCUCUUCAAGAGGGUCUCAUUGCCCUGUCCGCCAAAUUCCAAGAUGCAUACGUUGCUCAGCGUGUUGCAACGCUCCCAGCAGAAACGGCCGUGCGCUUGAAAGAAGCUUUCGACACCGCUGUGCAAGGCUCGCCAAUUUUGCGAACGAGAAUCAUCAACGUCUCUGGUCGAGGCUUGUUCCAGGUUGUACUCAAGGAUGGGCAGUUAGUACGCGAGUAUAGCACUGAAGUCUCCGAGUACCUCAGACUUGAUAGGAAUGAGCCUAUGGAUCUCGGGACUGCCUUGUUCCGUUAUGGCCUCGUCGAAGAACCUGGAAGUGACAAGAUGAACUUUGUCAUCACGAUGCAUCACGCCGUCUAUGAUGGGUGGUCGAUGCCUCUUGUAUUCGAUCGCGUCAAUCGUGCUUUCAAUGGCCUUCAUACCGAGCGACCAUCGUCUUUCAAACACUUCAUCAAGCAUCUCAUCAGUCUCGAUCCAGCCGAUGCUCAGCAGUACUGGAAGGAGCGUCUAGAAGGCACAAUCCCCCAUCAGUUCCCUCCUUUGCCGCAAAAGGGAUACACUACUCAGGCCGACUCCCUGCUCGAGCACUACGUUACAGUCCCUACCUCAGCACAUUCCAAGCUUACUCUAGCGACCAUCAUCCGCGGCGCAUGGGCUCUUGUAUCAUCGCUGUACAUGGGUCAUCCAGAUAUUGUCUUUGGCGAAACACUUACCGGUCGCUCAGCGCCCGUUCCCGGUAUCGAGCAGAUUGAAGGACCAAUGAUCACAACCGUUCCUAUCCGCGUCCGCCUUAGUCUCGAUCGCCCUAUUGCCGAGUACCUCCAAAAAAUCCAUGCUCAGACCGUAAAACAGAUUCCUCAUGAGCACUUGGGCCUCCAGAAUAUCCGCCGUCUGAGCAAGGACGCACGUGUUGCAUGCGACCUUCGUACCGGUCUUGUACUACAUCCCAAAGAAGAUGAAGACUGGGGCACAGUCGAUAUACGUAAUCCUGCAAACACAUUCCUUCCCGCCAAUGAUGCAGAAGGAGCACGCGAGGCACUCAAGUUCAACACUUAUGCUCUGAUGCUUGUCUGCACGCUCGAAGAGAACGGCUUCCUGGUCAUGGCUAGUUUCGACUCCAACUGUAUCAGCAAAGAGGCAAUGGAGAGAGUGCUUGCUGUACUCGACCGAAUCGUUCAUGCUUUCUUGGGUAACCCCGAGAGCAAGCUGGGCGAUGUGGCAGUCCUAGAUCCAGUGGAAGCUCAAGAUGCGGAGGCUAUGAGGCCAAGAGAUGUCAUGAGUGACAGUGCACUGGGCAUGUCGCCGGUUGAUGGGCCCGAAUCCAUGGAUGCUAGCUUGAAGGAGCUGUCGCCCAACGAGGAGAAACUGCGAAGUAUUCUGGGUCGCAUUUUGGGCAUGAAGGAAACUGACAUCAGGCCAAGUGAUAGCUUCUUUGACCUGGGCGGAGAUUCCAUUGGUGCUAUGCGUCUCGUUUCUGACGCCCGCGCUCAAGGCCUUAACCUGACGGUUGCCCAGGUCUUCCAAAGCAGCUCCUUGUCUGACCUGGCUGCUUCAGCAAGCAAUGAACGGGAAGACAAGCUGGCAGAGAUUCUCAGCCGUAUACUUGGUAUGGCCAAGACUGAUAUCAAGAGCAGUGACAGCUUUUUCGAGUUGGGAGGUGACUCUAUCGGCGCAAUGAGGCUGGUCUCAGAUGCUCGCGCGCAAGGGCUCAACAUUACAGUUGCACAGGUCUUUCAGAGCAAAUCCCUUGCCGAACUCGCGUCUUCAGCUGAAGAAGAGACACCAUCGCAGCCCCGGGUUGAUACUGAUGCACCUUUCAUUGCGCUUGGCAAGGACGCCAAUCUCCACAGUCCUGAUCGCGUUGGCCUGUACCUUGAAAACCAGGGAUGGGAGAUCACGAAUAUCUACCCGACGAGACCGCUGCAGCAACUCGCAGUUGAGGGAACCGUGGACCUACCACGGUACUCACUACGUUAUGAGCUGAUCAAGUUUGCCACUCCGAUCGACCGUCAGAGGCUCGAGCAAGCAUGCCAGGAGCUCGUGGCACGCAAUGAGGUUCUGCGCACUGUUUUUGUCAAAGAUGACGGUUUAACACUCGGUGUGGUUCUGUCCUCACUUGUAGUGCCUUACACUGAGACUGCGGUUCCAGACGGUGAAGAUGCUGAUGCCUUCAUCCAGGCAGGCAUCAAACAGGACAUCGAAGCACCCAAGCCAUACGGAUCAUCUUUCGUCGCCUUCAAUCUCUUCACCCACACCAACGGCGCUUCCACCCUCGUCUUCCGAAUCUCACACGCCCAGUACGACGAGAUCUGCCUGCCCAUACUCUUCGAGCAGCUCUCCGCCCUAUACGCCGGCACCACAGUCCCUGAAACCGUACCCUUCAGCAAACACAUCAACCACGUUGUCCUAGACAACAUCCCCAAAGCAAUCCCAUACUGGAAGAACCUCCUCUCCGGCUCCGAAAUGACCGUCUUGAAACCCAGCAUCCCACUCACCCACCGCGGCCCCGCAGACAUCUACAAAGAAUUCGACAUUUCUCGCCGCCCUGCCAACAUCACCAUCGGCUCUCUCCCCACCGCCGCCUGGGCCCUCGUCCUCUCCCGCCGCCUCUCCCGCACCGACGUCGUCUUCGGCGAAGUCGUCUCGGGCCGCAAUGUGGGCGCCCCCAACGCCGACCGCAUCUUCGGUCCCACCUGGCAAUACAUCCCCUUCCGCGUCGCCUUCUCCAAAUCCUGGUCCUACCUCGAUCUCCUCCGAUACGUCCAAGACCAGCACAUGACCUCUGCUGCGUACGAAUCCAUGGGCUUCAGCGAGAUUGUGAAGAAUUGCACGCAUUGGGAUCCCGAGAGCGUGCAGUGGUUCGAUACGGUCGUGCAUCAGGCGCCGGCCUGGGUCGAGGAGAUGCCGUUUGGGAAUGGCGUCGAGGCCAAGUUUCAGACGCUGUAUCCGCAUGCUGAGCCUUUGCGUGAGUGGAAGUGUCAGGCGUUUGUUAAGGAUGGGGGGAGGAAGUUGGGGAUUGAGAUUGUGACGUUUGAGGAGUGGAUUGGGGAGGCCGAGGGGGUGUUGGAGGAGGUUGGGAAGGCGUUGGAGUGUUUGAUGGAGGGGAGGGCUGGAGAGAGUAUCUUUUGA